GUUACAUGUGCAGGAGCUCUGAGCUUCAGUCACUCUGCUUAUGGGCACUCAGGACUAGGUGGCUGAAGAGUGAUUGGGGCAGGGGGAGAUCUGUACUGACGCGUCCACAUGGAGUCUAACACAGGAGCCAGAGUGCAGUAUGAUCGAUGGAACGAAGACAACAUCAACAUGGACGUGGAGGCAGGACAGUCCACGUUUGCCAGGAUGUACAGCCGUGUGUGUGGGGGCAGUGCUGGGGUCGCUGUGAAAGCUGCUGGAGCUCUCGCUGCUCUGCUCUCCCUCUACAUUCUGGGAUAUGUGACAGGAUUCUACGUGCACAAGUGUGGAGUAUAAGAAUCAGUUUAACAUCCUAUUCAUUUAGCUUAUUUAAAAUGUUAAACAUGUGUUUCUUAAGAUGUAAAUGAUGAAGACUUUUAGUUGAUGGAUUCUUUCCUUCCUACAGUUUA
Messenger RNA from Boleophthalmus pectinirostris (great blue-spotted mudskipper), 446 nucleotides. RefSeq names its product small integral membrane protein 1 (gene smim1). NCBI's taxonomy places the organism in Eukaryota, Metazoa, Chordata, Actinopteri, Gobiiformes, Gobiidae. Bases 109 to 333 code for a protein of 74 amino acids. The transcript has 3 exons. The record is from RefSeq and is a predicted model, not a curated record.